Molecule: messenger RNA, 1471 nt
Organism: Polypterus senegalus (gray bichir)
Lineage: Eukaryota; Metazoa; Chordata; Cladistia; Polypteriformes; Polypteridae
Gene: gngt2b
Product: guanine nucleotide binding protein (G protein), gamma transducing activity polypeptide 2b
Exons: 2
Coding region: 872-1081 (69 amino acids)
Biological process (GO): G protein-coupled receptor signaling pathway
Cellular component (GO): heterotrimeric G-protein complex
Molecular function (GO): G-protein beta-subunit binding
Source: RefSeq, a predicted model, not a curated record
UGCAGUUAAAUUCAACUCCGCUUCCCUUUGAGAUGCACUCUUCAAAACAAAGGCACCAAAGCGGUUCUUCAGAUCGGUUACACAGGGAGACACGAUUUUGGUUCCCAAAAGAACCGUCCACCUGAAGGUUUCAUAAAGAUCCUUUAUUUCUUUAAAUCUAAAGCAGCCUCCAUUAACAGAUGAGAAGAGUUUCUAGGUAAUCUGAAAAGGACCCUCGCUCACUACAUACAAUCACACGGGCUAGAAGUUCAGGUUUUCUUGAUCUGUUGCGUCUCGUCAGGUCGCCACCUCGAUAUUAAAGAUUUCUGUUUUGUCCACAUGGCAGGAUCAGCCUGGACUUACAAUUUUUGAUUUUGGUUUCCAUUAACCGUUGUUUACCUCAUUUUGUUCUCAACGAAUUAUACCGUAUUACUCAGUAAAGAUUUCCCACUUGAACAUUUCGUUCAUCGACAUCUGAUGUGCGACUGAAGUGUUCCCUUCAUUUUUUUGAGCAGCACAUUUUUGUUACCCAUCCACAUGAUUGAUCCAGGAAGAAUCUGCGUUUAGAUCAGUACAAAGCCACAUAAAUUACCAUGAGUAGACGAUAAAAGAUUGUUGAAAUCCCAAUUGGUCCUGAUUUUUAAAGUGACUCCCGCUGAUCUUGUCGGUUGACUAUACCAAACAUUAUACGUUUCUGCUUCGUCCACAUAUUAGGAACUAUUUCAAAGUCCAAAGAACCGACUUCAUAUGCAAAGAAGCCUUUACGGAAUGAAAUGGUUCCGAGUCAAUCAAUGGCCUCAAGAUGAACCACACAACCCAGUAAAAUACCAGUAAGAAACCAGGAUUUUUUAAUAGUGGACUCACUGCUUGGGGUGUUUUGUUUCAGAGAAGAAUGGCGCACGACCUCUCCGACAAAGAGAUCGUUAAGAUGGAGAUCGAGCAGUUGAAGAAAGAAGUGAAAACUGAGCGCAUGGUGGUUUCAAAGACAGCCAAAGAAAUUGUUGAAUGGAUUGAGGCAAACGCCGCAGAGGACCCUCUCCUCAAAGGUGUCCCCGAGGACAAGAACCCCUUCAAGGAGAAAGGCGGCUGUACGAUAACCUGACCCAGAGCGGCUCUCACAAGAACGUGCAAGGAGAUCUCGGUUCAGUUUGUCACAUUUUACAUCUAAUUUAUUAAACACCCAUGCAACAACGAAACCAAAUAGUUUAGGCUGUAAUGGCCGAGUCGGCCGCGGAGCAGCAGUAGAGUCCAACAGGAGACUGAGAACGGUGGCUUGUCCCACCAGGAGGUGCAGCAGCCCGAUAUGCAUAGAUGAGCGGCACAGUCGAGACGUCCAACUCAGGAAAAAGGCUGACGUCAAAAAUCCCACUGAAGUCAUUUAGAAGGCAUUUCUCCCCCCCGCCCUCCUCGGACUCAGGCCUGCUAUGUCUGGCCGGUGAGUUUAUAAGCAUUGUGAGAGCUUAGUGGACAAGUCCAUGUGAACGGAGUCAAU